AUGCCCAUAAAUGCAACUAGAGACCAUACUGCUACAUCAACCGAGGAUCCUACCACCGAAGAUGUGUUGCUUUUGAGGUACACGCGUGAUACCCGCGAAAUCACCCCGCUGCAGAAUGAAGCGAUUAUUGAAGACCCAGUGGCCGCCAACAACGAAUCGUUUGACAAUGUUGGUAGUGGUGACACGCCAACGCUGCUGGAAGACACGCUCACGCUGCAGUCUGCUCAGGAAAACACGGGCAGCCGAAUGAGUUUCACGCUGUUCCCGAGCGUUCCCCUGGACACGGUCUCGCACAGCUUCUCUUCUGUAAUGAGCGAGCGCAUGCCACCGGCGGAGGUAACGCCGCAGUCGACGACCUCUCAUCAUCACCCGACCGCAGGGCACGCGGCCGAGACAACAUCUCAACAUCUCGGAGCUCCGACGCAGACGCAGGCGUUACCGUCCACACGCACGGGGACUGAACCGCUGCUUGGCGAAUACGCUCAGCAGAAAACGCCGCCGCCGCCGCAUGUCCUCAUGCCCGUGAACACCUGGCGGGAGCAGUCCCCGCCUGCCGUCCUAACGGCCGCGCCCCGGGCGACCGCGGUCACGGCAACACCUGCGGCGUCGCUGAGCCAACCCCCCGUUAUUACCAUCUCCCCCGUACGCUCAACGACCACGAGCCGGCAAGCCGCUUUGAACCCCCCGACUACGCGCAGGCCAACUACAGUUGUUGCUUCGACCAGCAGCGCGGUCCAGCAAAGUACAGCCGCGGCGACAACGGUGCCGCUACCGCCGCGGCUGUCGACAACAGUGCACAGUGUGGCGGCAGGCAGUACGGAGCAGCAGCGAGGCGCGGUGGAGUCAACCACCCUGCCGCCCGUGUCGGAGCAGGCGAGCUCCAGCGCCGAGAAGGAAACGUCGGCUAUAGACGAGGCGGGGGUUCGCUCCGUGGAGCACACGGCGAUGACGGCGGAGGAAGGAAGCGGCAUCGUCACUGCAGUGUUCACCGACCCGCACGAAGCCGGGCGCACACUGCCGCAGGCUUCGCUCCAGUUUAGAAUCAUGGUUCUCGCCUUGUUGAACAACGACACCGAAUACGAAUAUGAGCCUCCAGACUACGGCCAUGCUAACAGAACGGCAGGCAGGAAACGUCGCAAUGCGAUAGAGGUGAACAACGAGGGCAGCGAACGACAAGUGGAGAACGGAUUCACCAUGUCGUACGAGGAAACAACAUCGAUCAGAGAACGAGUAGGAGAUAUAGGCCCACUCCCCGGCCUAAGCGCAUCUCUGCCAGAGAUGGCAAAUAUUUCAGGAGAAGGCAAUGGAUUCCCUGGACUAAGGGCACCUCUUCCCAGGGUGACACAUAUUCCAGGAGAAGGGGAGGAACUCCUUGGGAUAAGCACGCCCCUGCCAAGGGUGACACAUUUUCGAGACAAUACUUCCGUCCACUUAGAUCUCAUGUACGUCACUCCAACACCAAUGGUCUACGAGGAAAAUCUCUAUUUGAGCUUCAUUGUGAUGAACUAUACUGGCGAAGAUGGUGAUAUAGUGGUGUCACAGCAGCGAAUUUUGACAGUAAUAACAGAACACAGAGAAACACUACAGGAUGUGAUGGCUCCAAUGAACCUCACCGAAAUACACGGGGGUAUGGCAGCCAUAGUAGCGGCACGGAUCCAAGGGGCGGGACAACAACCAAGUCUGUUCCGCAGACACCAGACAUUGUUUGCUGCGUUACUCGCAGCGGCAGCCAUCGUGUUUCUCAUAGUAGUAGCAUGUCUGGCACUGUGGCGGCACAAACGGCACAGUGGCAGCUGGAACAGAGAGUCACAGCUAUACUUGGACGACAGCCAGUCAGCCGAGUUAAAGUACCGGCCCAACUAUCCCUUCUACUGGGACAACCCACUGAGUGACCAUGAAAUCAAAAAGGAUGAGGACGCUAAAGAUACAUGCAAUGGUGAUGACCUCUGCGUCAUUUCACUGAGUCUAGAUGAUGAAGUUGACAACUGGGUGGUACCUUACGAAGACUAUCAUCGCAGGGAUGAGGAAGCUGUGAAUACACACUUAUAGCACUUCACAUGAACGGAGUGCAAUGCAUGCCUUUCAAGUUCAGCAUUAUCAAAUUAUUUGUGUAUUAUUGUUAAAACUCCAGAAAGUAUUACUAUUAUUAAAAGUCCCAUAAGUUGGGACGUUUAAUUUUGUAUGUUUACUUACCAUACAUACUUACUGUUUUUCGCGCGUGACGUCUGCAUAGUCCAUGGCGCCACCUGCUGAGUGAUUUAGAUACAAUGUUACCAUUUGUUAAUCGGAUACAAGCUAUCAAUAAUCCAGUGGUAAAUCAGGCCCCCAUUAUUCAAUUAAUUACUAAUGACUUACUAUGCUAUCAAACUUUUUGUAUGAAUCGCGAAGCAGAAUGAUAAAACCUACACUAGUAAAAGGGGACCAGUAAUAGAUUAAACAUUGGUUGUUUCAUUGCACAUACAACAGCCAUGUGUACUAUGGAUACAAAUAUGACGUUUGUGUAUAUAAGGAUUUAUUUUAUUAAAUUAUAGCCAAAUAUAUCAUAGCAAACUCUUCGUGUAUUAAUAUUAAAUUUAUAGUAAAUAAUUGAAUGUAACGAAGGUAUUAUGCUAUACUUUGCCAUGCUAUGCUAUUCUAUGCACUUCUCAUUUAUCUACCAUUUAAAUAUAGUUCAUUGUAAAAUAAAACAAUUUUAUUAAAAAGUUUGCUAAUGACUGG
Molecule: messenger RNA, 2718 nt
Organism: Priapulus caudatus
Lineage: Eukaryota; Metazoa; Priapulida; Priapulimorpha; Priapulimorphida; Priapulidae
Product: mucin-5AC-like
Exons: 9
Coding region: 1-2049 (682 amino acids)
Source: RefSeq, a predicted model, not a curated record